Molecule: messenger RNA, 1746 nt
Organism: Schistocerca gregaria
Lineage: Eukaryota; Metazoa; Arthropoda; Insecta; Orthoptera; Acrididae
Product: zinc metalloproteinase nas-14-like
Exons: 6
Coding region: 82-978 (298 amino acids)
Biological process (GO): proteolysis
Molecular function (GO): metalloendopeptidase activity; zinc ion binding
Source: RefSeq, a predicted model, not a curated record
GCGUCUUCGGUGUAGUAUAUAAGCUUCUGCUCUGUCCAGACGACUAGAGGUUACCUCCCGACGGCUGCAACUCACAGGAGGAUGACAUCAACAUUAACGUCCAUAAUGGCACUGGUCACAGCAUCACUGAUGGCUGCAGAAAUUGAGCCUCCUGAACCUGUCCACAAAGGACUCUACUUUGACCUAGAUGUAAUCAAACAAUCAGGUGCAGACCUGUCAUUAUGGUCACCAGAUAAUGAAGAAAAUCCCUGGGAAGCAAGUGGGCUGCUCGAAGGUGAUAUCAUGAUAGCAAAGGUAGAUGAUUUGAGAAAUGUCAUUCGGGAUGAAGACAAAUACUGGCCCAAUGGAGUUGUUCCAUACUAUAUAGACAAAGACCACUUCUCGGAAGAAGAAACAAGUCGAAUUCGCAGUGCCUUAAAAGAAAUCAGCGACAGUACCUGCGUAGUCAUUCGUGAAUUUCAAAAAGGUGACGAGGACUUCGUUAAAAUAAAAGGAAAUGCUACAGGCUGCUGGUCUUACAUAGGAAGGAAACGUGGUGGCCAGGUAGUCAACCUGCAAGCUCCUGCGUGUCUUCGCAAGGGCACUGUCAUUCACGAGUUUCUUCACGUCCUUGGAUUCCACCAUCAGCAUAGCUCCCACGACCGCGACUCCUUCAUAGACAUACACUGGGAAAAUAUUAGACCAGGUCACGAAAACAAUUUUAAGAAAUACAAUGAGACGAUCGUAACGGAUUAUGGAAUUGGUUACGACUACGAUAGCGUAAUGCAUUACAGCAAGAGAGCAUUCUCUAAAAAUCGUGAGCCUACAAUUGUGCCAAAAAUUUUUGUUGACAGGACAAAAAUGCUACCAUUGGUCAACGGAAAGGGCUUAGUGAGAAGGAUAUCAAGAAACUUAAAAAGACGUACAAGUGUAAUGAAAAUAUUCCAUAUAUUAAUACAGUUCCAUCUGGUGACUCUAAGUGCUGUAAUAAAAAUAUAGUCUCUAGUACAAAUAAAAACGAUGGAUAAACAUAUUUUGUGAUUCUGCUAGAGUCUAAGAACUACUUAAGAUAAUUUCAUUAUUUAAGUGAAGCGGAGAUCACAACUCAUUAGUACACGCUAGUUGUAGCAGCUUCUAUCAUGGCUCAUUUUAUAUAUACCAGUACUUCAAUGUGUGUGUGUGUGUGUGUGUGUGUGUGUGUGUGUUUUGUUGACACACGUGUGUACAAUAUGAUUUGUGUAAAAACUGGCGUAUGAGGUUAGAUAUAACUACUAAUGAUUUGUUAUCGAGGGGAAAAUUAAUUUAGAACCAGUGAUACAGUUAAGCUUAUAUAAUAUUUAUUUUCAUUAUUUAGUUGAAUACGUUGUUGAUGGUUGUUGUUAUAAAAUUUUGAUGCCGUGAAUCCACAGUUUAGUAUUCUUCAAAGAAAAUGAGUCAAGUGAUAGCUUUUGAAGGCUGUGGGUUAUUGCAAAUGUCUUCAGAAUUACUUAAAAUAACGCAGGCUAGGCAUACUGUCUUAAGGGAAAACACUAAAGACAAUUUACUUAAAAUGAACUUCUGCAGUUGUCAGACAUUAGAAUAAAAAAGAAACAUAUAUUUUCCUCAUACAUCAAAAUUUUAAAUUCAUUGUUUGAGGUUGUGUGAUAUUCUUUGUAUUUAAUAAUUUACUUAUUUAUUCUGGUUUUAUCAAUUGUAACCAUAUAUCGCACACUUUUCUGUAAUAUCCUAUAAUGUACUGCAUAUUAUCAAUAAAGACGUGAAAUACUU